Molecule: messenger RNA, 4102 nt
Organism: Oncorhynchus mykiss (rainbow trout)
Lineage: Eukaryota; Metazoa; Chordata; Actinopteri; Salmoniformes; Salmonidae
Product: enhancer of polycomb homolog 1
Biological process (GO): regulation of transcription by RNA polymerase II
Cellular component (GO): NuA4 histone acetyltransferase complex
Source: RefSeq, a predicted model, not a curated record
AUGAUCGGUGGGUUGGGCUGCUCUGUGCGAACGGAGCGUUAUAAAGAGUUUUUAAUGUCCGCCAUGUUGGCCAUGGCGUACUCAACCACCGAUAGACAGCGAAGCCUCUGAAAAAAUAGACCGAAAGAGAGCGACCAAGAUCCGGGCCUUCCCGGCUCCGUUCAACGCCCUAAGUAUAGCUUUCAACCAGUCGAACCGUAGAUUUCUGAAAAACAACAGAGUCAUCCAUGAAAGCGCAACUGGAGACCGUUGUGAAUUUUAGGAGAUCGGAUAGAUUUAUGUUGCAUCUCGAAUUAUAAAAAAUGAGUAAAUUGUCGUUUCGGGCACGGGCGCUGGACGCGUCCAAGCCACUACCCGUCUUCCGAUGUGAGGAUUUACCAGACCUGCACGAAUAUGCAUCUAUUAACCGGGCAGUGCCGCAGAUGCCGACGGGGAUGGAAAAAGAAGAGGAAUCGGAACACCAUCUCCAGAGGGCCAUGUCGGCUCAGUCGGUGUAUGGAGAGAAACACAACAUGGUCAUCCCUGUCCCGGAGGCAGACGGCAACAUUGCCUACUACGAGUCCCUCUACCCCGGAGAGUUCAAGAUGCCAAAGCAGCUUAUUCACAUACAGCCUUUCACCCUGGACACAGAGCAGCCGGACUAUGACCUGGACACAGAAGACGAGGUGUUUGUGAACAAGCUAAAGAAGAAGAUGGAGAUCACCUUCCUGCAGUUUGAGGAGAUGGUCGACCGUCUGGAGAAAGGCAGUGGGCAGCAGGCGGUGAGCCUGCAGGAGGCCAAGCUGCUGUUGAAGGAGGAUGACGAGCUGAUCAAGGAAGUGUUUGACUAUUGGACCAGGAAGAGGAAAAUCGGCAAGCACGGCACGCUGCACCCCACUGUGAAGCAGGAGAAGAGGGACGGCUCCAGCACCUCAGACCCCUACGUGGCCUUUCGCAGAAGGACGGAGAAGAUGCAGACCAGAAAGAACCGUAAGAACGAGGAGGCUGGGUAUGAGAAGAUGCUGAAACUGCGGCGGGACCUGAGCCGAGCCGUCACCAUCCUGGAGAUGAUCAAGAGGAGGGAGAAGAGCAAGAGAGAGCUGCUGCACCUCACCCUGGAGAUCGUAGAGAAGAGGAACGUUAUGUCGGACUUCGGUGGUGAGAUCAUGGCUGAAGUGCUGGCCCAGCGAGCUCUGGCCAAGCCUGCCCAUAUUAUUCCCCUGGCGCCGCUGACCAACAGCAACCAGUACAGACAUCAGGACCACAUGGACCUCAAGGAGUACAAGUCCAAGCCGGAGAAGACUGAGGUCGUCAGGCAGAAGAGGAAGUAUGAGAGGAAGCCUAAAGUCUUACCCCUGUCAGCUGCUGCCCCUCACUACUCUGGCCCCUCUGUGUUCAACGCUAAGGACGUCCACCAGUAUGACUUCCCCAGUUCAGAUGAUGAGCUGCACUCCCAGAUGCACUCCGGCUCCUCAGAAGCUGAGGAGGAGAAUGACCCCGAUGGUUCCUUUUCAUUCCGAAGGAAAGCAGGCUGUCAAUAUUAUGCUUCUCGAUUGGACCACUGCGGCAGCUGGCCGUGGGUCAGUCCGUCAGAGGGAGGUCUGGGAGACACUCGUUACCGCUACUGCCUCACCACUCUCACCGUGCCACCACGCUGCCUUGGCAUGGCACGACGACGCCUGGGACGGGGGGGCAGGGUUUUGCUGGACAGGGCGCACACAGACUUUGACAAUGUAUUUCAUGGGCUGGACUCUGAAAUGCUUGACCUGCCUGCCCACUCUCCAGUCACAGACAAGUUUGCUAGUACCUCACAAACAAAUACCUCGGACAGAACCUCUUCUUAUUCUUCCUCUUCUGCGGACCUCAGUCGGAUACUGUUGAACAUUAAGUCGAGCCGAUGGAGGCACUUUAGGCCCCGGACACUAUCACUACACGACGAGGACAACACAGUCACAGAUCCUUUGUUCAGGAGGCUGGGCAGGGGCCAGAGUCGCAUCACCGCUACCCUGGCUGGCACCACUGGCCCCCUGAGAGGAGCUGGCCACACGGCCCCCACAGCUGCUUUCACCGCCCAACAAUACCAGCAGCAUCAGGAGCAGCUGGCCUUGAUGCAGAAACAGCAGCUUGAACAGAUCCAACAGCAGCAACAAGCCAACAGCGCCUCCUCCACUGCCAACAGCACACAGCUUUUGGUCUCCAAGAUGUUAGAUUCUGCCAGUGCCCAGUUUGCUGCAACUGCCCUGGUGACCACAGACCAGCUGCUGGCCUUGAAGACUAAGGAUGAGGAAGGGCCGGGUUGUGGGGUCAACGGGGUCCUUUCACCCUCAGGUGUCUACAAGGGCUUGCACCUCACUAGCACAGCAUCUCUGUCGCCUGCUGCCCCCACCUCCACCCCUAGCCCUCUGACCACCACUACCCCCUCCUCCCCCUUCCUCUUGCCCAGCACUUUCAACAACGGCACCCCCCACACCAAUGCUGCCAAGUCCACUGCCACUCAGGUCCUGAUGGGGAACAACAACAACCUCCAUCUGAGCAUGUCCUCACUCGGGGGUCCUGCUGGGGGGGCCCUCACCAAGCGCCACAUACCCCGGACACUAAGCCACGCCCACGUCGCUGUGUCGUCAUCUGCCUUAAAGCUGGCCGCUAACUGUCAAAUGCCCAAGGUCUCCACAAACACCCCGUCAAUGGACAUUGUGCCAAGGGAUAAUCAGGAUCAAGACAAGCCAGCACUAAACAGCAUAUCGGACAACACAGUGGCCAUGGAGGUCACGUAGCCUCCAAACACAGGCAGGACUAAGGGCUCAGCCGGGAACUAAUUUAGGUGCUAUGCAUCGUAGAGUUGUGAAUGCAAGGAAGGGGCAGUGGUAUGCGCACACACAGCAUGCAACACUGUCUCCAUGGCAACUAUUGGGACUUAAUUGCAAUGCUUGUCUUUUUCUUUAUUUUUUUUUUACUGUUAAGAAAUAUCAACGUCUGUAAAUUAUGAAUUUGGCAAUUGUAUGUACAGUAGUGCAUAUUUGUAAUACCCUACCACCCUUGUAUAUAACAUUACUUGAAUACAGAAAUUGUUCAUUUGUGAUGUUUUGCACUUGGGAUUAAACAUUUUCAAAAGACAAACUGCAAGUGGUGUGAGGAGUUGUACAACCGUGUCGUCACGUCAGUGCAUGGUGUGGAACCUGCUGUUAUCUAUUUAUUGUGCAGUGUUUAGGGGGAAAAAUUCAGUUUGUUUUUGUUUUAAUUGUUAUUUUUUUGUAAACUCUUCCCUCAUUGCUUCCCGUGCUGUAGUCGAUGUGUUUAGGUAGCUAUGAACUUCUCUGUAUUUUGUGUAUUGUGAACAUAACCAGGCAGUCCUCUCACAGAUUCCUGGUUGUUGGUUCAUUGUAUCAUGGAAACAAAUGGUGACAUGUAUUCAUACAGAGUUGGUGGCUGUGGAUUUAAGGCCACUCAGGUCCUGAUGUCAGUCGGUGGGUAAUCGGUUGCUUAAGAACUUCCAUUUUGAAUUGUUUUUGAGACAAGUAACAAAAUGAGGAUGAAGUUUCUUCUCAGAAGUCACUGCUGUCUGACUUAUCUAAGCACUAGUUUGUUUGGGUUAAUGCUGCUUUUAUGAUUUAGCUCUGGUUUGUUGUCGGAUUACCUGUUUAAGAUGCCUUCCCCAAUUAUUUUGUGAUUUUUUUUUUUAUAUUUUUGUAAACCCCCCCCCCCCCCCCCCCCCCCUUCCGUUUUUUUGAUAAUGAUUGUAUGCUCCUUAAUGAAACUUCAUUAUUUUGUUACUUGUUGAUGAAAUAUAAGGGAGACGAAUGCAGUAACUGUUUGACUACAUGUAUCAUUCCAGUUUAUACAUAACGAAAAAUGUAUAAAAAUAAAUUUCUUUGCUUUUAGAAUAAUUAUCCUGAAGGCUGCCAGGCCGAGGUAAACAACACGUAUCGGGUGCCUUCCUCUUGGAAAUACAAGCUCUCUUCUGUGAAGAGUACCGUACUUAGCAAGGCUACUGGUUAGUUUUUGUACCACAAUCUGAAUGCCCAUUCCAAUGGCAUCAUCAUUGAUCCAUGAGGUUUUUUCUUUGAGACCCUCUAAAUGAACGAGAAAAUCCUCACAAAUAAAACCCAGGGCAUUGUUUGGACCA